Nipponia nippon (crested ibis) is the source of this 3072-nucleotide messenger RNA. Lineage: Eukaryota; Metazoa; Chordata; Aves; Pelecaniformes; Threskiornithidae. The record is from RefSeq and is a predicted model, not a curated record.
AUGGACCCCCGGGGCCCGGCCCGGCCACCCCAGCCCCAGGAGAAACAGGCAGCCUGGGGGCCGUGGGGAGAGGCACACCAUGGCCCCCCACCGCAGCCCAGGCGGCAGCUCCUCCGUGCGGGGCCCCCGCCUCGGCCCGGCUCCUGGGACGGGAGCCACCUCCCCGGCCUCCUCUGGGAUGAGGGCCACCACCCCCGGAGGGACGCCCGCAGACCGGCUUCCCGGGCUGAGUACUACGAAAGCAGCUACCCCAACAGGCCAUACUCCAGGCAAGAAUAUGAAGACCCCCACCGGCAGUAUCCAGCAGCCAGCUACGGGGAUGACUACACCUACCAAAGCCACCAGUGGCAGCCGGUGGCCUGGCAGGAUGGCAGAGACCUGAGACAGGGAGAGCCUUAUGGCAAGAGUACCAAUUACCGGGACCAGCACUACUACAGGGGUUACCAUCCCAACCUGGCCACAACGCCCCUGGGGCAGGGCAGGACACAGACCUACAACUCCUACGAGGAGAGCUACAUCUCGGCUGCCAGGAGGGAGUGGGCAGGGGGAGAAACCCUCAGCAGUGAAUCGGGGGAGGCCAGUGGCCAGUCCCAAGAGCCCCCGGGCCAGCCCAGCCUGCUCCUGCAGUACCGCGAGUCGGGGCUCAGCUCCAGCAGCGCCGAGCUCAGCCAGUACAUCCGUGACAGUGCCGACAACUACGACCCCAUGUUUUCAGGGACCUGGAGCCCAGCACAAGCAGGGGGGCCCUUGGUAUCCACCCUGGCCCCAGUGGUACCCCUCAAGUUCUCGCUGCCGCACAUGGCGGUGUGCUUUGGAGCCAGAGGCCAGCUGGUGAUGGUGUGUCCCUACCGCCCUGCUGAGGGGCAGCUAGCCCACGUCGAGCUACACAGCCUGGAGGUAAUCCUUCGUGAUACGAAAGAGCUGGAGGAGCUACAGGCCUUCCCGGGGCCCCUGGCCAGGGAAGAUCUGCACAAGGUGGAUGUGAUGACAUUUUGCCAGCAAAAAAUAGCCACGAGCUGUGAUCUCUCAACACAGAGAGGAAGAGAUUCAUCUCUUCUCUGGAAACUCCUGGUCCUCCUCUGCCGGCAGAAUGGGUCCAUGGUGGGCUCAGACACAGCUGAGCUGCUGAUGCAAGACUGUAGGCGCCGGGAGAAGUACAAGAGGCAAAACCCUGCGGCAAACCUGAUCGGCCUGACGGAUGAUGAGUGGAUGUCGUGUCAGCCGGGGACACUGGACCUCAUCACAGGGGAGGUCCCUCCUGUUGUGCAGACGCAGGCACAGAUAGUGGAGAAGUUCACCAAGCUCCUCUACUAUGGCAGGAAGAAAGAUGCUCUGGUCUGGGCCAUGAGAAACCAGCUGUGGGGCCAUGCCCUCUUCCUCUCCAGCAAGAUGGACCCUCGGACCUACAGCUGGGUGCUCAGCGGGUUCACCAGCACGCUGGCCACCAAUGACCCCCUGCAGACCCUCUUCCAGCUCAUGUCAGGAAGGAUUCCUCAGGCAGCGCUGUGCUGUGGGGAUGCCACGUGGGGAGACUGGAGGCCCCACCUGGCCGUGAUGUUGUCCAACAAGGUUGGAGACAUGGAGCUGAACCACCGAGCCAUCAUCACCAUGGGAGACACUUUGGCUGGCAAGGGAGCAGUUGAAGCAGCUCAUUUCUGCUAUCUGAUGGCAGAUAUUCCUUUCGGUUACUUCGGGGUGAAGGCAGACCGCAUGGCUCUGCUGGGCAGCAGCCACCGUCAGGCGUUUGCCCAGUUUGCCAGGACGGAGGUCAUUCAGCGGAUGGAAAUCUUCGAGUACUGCCAGCAGCUACGACAGCCCAAAUCCUUCCUGCUCCCCUUCCAGGUGUACAAGCUCCUCUACGCCUCUCGCCUGGCCGACUACGGGCUCCCAGUCCAGGCCUUGCAAUACUGCGAGCAGAUUGCCACUGCGCUCCUGGGCCAGGAUCCAGCCAGCCACCCUGUCCUAGCCCAGCAAGUGAUGAAGCUAGCAGAGCGGCUAAAGCUCUCCGACCCGCUGCUCCUGGAGAUGCCGGAACAGGACCAGACGCUGGAGCCUGACUGGCUGGUACAGCUCCGAGCCUGCUGCCAGGAGUGGGAGGUGGAAGACAACCUCCCUCCAGAGGUGGCACCCACUCAGCCAGAGGUCUCCUGGGCUAAUGCGUCGAUGGCAGAUGGAGAGCCUGGCCACGAGCUUCCACAGAGUGAAGGCUACCAGUAUGAUCAGUGGUACCAGCCCAUGCCACCCCAGGGACCCAGCUCCCAUGAGGACGUGUCUCUCCAGCCCUCGGCACCUGCUCAGGUCGCAGCAUCACCACUGCUUGGUAUUCAGCAAGAGCUGCAGCCCACCACGCUUGGCCAAGGGAUGGCCGCCCCUCCAGGAGGGGAUUUUGCUGAGUCCCCUCUGCAGGUGGUGCCACCAGCAGGAGAAGCUGGGGAGCCCCAGGGCACCUCGCUGUCCCCUGGAGGGGUGCAGCCAUCCCUCCCAGCAGAGCAGGAGGAGUUAAAGGCAAGGGCUCGGACCAUCUCGGAGUGCUCCACCGUCUCUUUGGAAGAUGACAGCCAGCCUUCCUCGGAGAGCACAGACGAAGAUGCUGCCAAAGAGCCGGCACCAGCAGAGGCGGUGAAGCCGGGUGAGGAUAAGAGCUCCGGAUUCAGGUGGUUUGGCUGGUUUCGGUCGAAGCCCACCAAGGAAACAUCUCCCAAAGCCGCAUCUGAGACUGCCCCAGGCUCCCCCACGCUGGGACCGCAGGAACGAACGUCGCCAUCCCCACUCGAGGCUCCUCUCGCAGCUGGGACAAGCCCUUGGGCUCAGCCUCCCUCCGGAAAUGCUGGAGGAAUGCAAGGUGAAAAUACCUUUCCUGUUAGUCCAGUGUCCAUUGAGAUGAAAGGCUCCUGGGAUGCAGAUGGUGGGGAGUCAACAGGAGAGCAGACCAGCUCCCACAAAUCUCCCCCACUGGUGGGGACGGUCCCCCUCUUCAACCCUCUCCAGGUCUCUCAGCUCGCCACCGCUGCCGCCUCUCGACCCAACCAACCCAGGCUGCUUUCCCAGCGCCGCUACCCCAACCCUCUGUGA